AUGGUCUGUGGCCUGGAGGCACAGCAGGGCCCCACAGUGGCCCCAGCAAAGGCAAUCGAGGUGGAGGAGCAGAUGUCUGGGGAGUCACAGAGGAUAGCCGAAGGCCACCCACACAGUCACUCUGUUUCUGCCCUCCAAGACAACAAGGUCCAAGACAACAAGGUCACACUGAUUUUUGCAUUUGCCAACCAAAAUAGAUGUGAGAGAAACAUCCCCCAGAAAAAGCGUGUGUCCUUUGGCACAGCUCAUCCAGAGGGGGACGCCCUUGCCAGUGUGGGCACUGGGGCUGCUCUGUCCAGCUCCCCUGCCCACAUCACUCGCACACGGAGCCUGGAGUCCCCAGCUGAGCACACAAGCGGAUGCAGGCACCAGAGUCACUCCUUCCUGAAUGGCAUUGGUGGGGGCCCCUCCUUGGUGCAGAGCUCGCUCAGGUCCAUAUCCCGCAGCCUCUCUCAGGGUUGCCAGAUGUGGGCCCCAUCCUGGCCCUUGAGAGGGCCCACUGGGCCGUUGGUGGAUAUGACCUUGGAUGCCAACACAGCCAACAACUUCCUCCUCAUUUCUGACGACCUCAGGAGCGUCCGAAGUGGGCGCAUCAGACAGAAUCGGCAAGACCUUGCCCAGAGAUUUGACUUGUCCAUUUGUGUCCUGGGCUCCCCUUGCUUUACCUGUGGCCGCCACUACUGGGAGGUGGAUGUGGGAACAAGUACAGAAUGGGACCUGGGAGUCUGCAGCGAAUCUGUUCACCGCAAAAGGAGGAUCCAGCUGACCACAGAGCGUGGAUUCUGGACUGUGAGUUUGAGGACUGGAGGCCGCCUCUCUGCCAGCACGGUGCCGCCGACUUUCCUCUUCGUAGACUGCAAGUUACAGUGAGUGGGGAUUUUUCUGGAUAUGGGCAUGCAGAACGUUUCCUUUUUUGAUGCGAAAGGUGGUUCCCAUGUCUAUACAUUCAGGAGAGUCUCUGCUGAGGAGCUACUGCACCCGUUUUUGACUCCUUCAAUUCCACCUAAUGGUGAUCAGGGUGUCUUGAGUAGCUGUCCUGUGAUGAACUCAGGCACUAUUGAUGCUCCGGUCCAUCCUGGGGAGGCCAGAUAG
Messenger RNA from Rhinopithecus roxellana (golden snub-nosed monkey), 1092 nucleotides. Its product is annotated as ret finger protein-like 3. The transcript has 6 exons. Lineage: Eukaryota; Metazoa; Chordata; Mammalia; Primates; Cercopithecidae. The record is from RefSeq and is a predicted model, not a curated record. Gene Ontology annotation, molecular function: protein binding.